UAGGCAUGCAGACCCAGAUGUCAUAAAUGGAACCCCAGAUUCCAAGGGAAGUUCUAUACUAAUGCAACUUAGCUCAGUAACACAUUCUCUUUUCAAAUUCCUGCUUCCUUCUCCUCUCCCAUUCUGUGCCUGGAAUUUGAUUUCUGUGUUGUUGUUGUUUUCCUAUGAAUAACUGUGGAAGCAAUUCCUACCUCUUUCUUUCCCCCUUACUGCCUCAGCUCCAGCCACAGCCUUCUUGCUCUUCUCUGAACAUGCCGGGCAGGUCCUUCCCUCAGGACCUUUGCACAGCGCCCCCUGCCUGGACUGCUGUGCCCAGUUGCGUUAUCUGCAGAGCCACAAAACCUUUCCAGAUGUGGAGGAAUAGAACUGUUUCAAAGCCAGUGACAGAUUCGAGCACACCCACCUUUUGCAGACUCCAUGUAAAUUAGAUUUCACUCUGCUCCCCAUUCACCAGCCUGCGCUUUAUAAAAGUACUUUUUAAAGUGGACUCAUUCUCUGAGAUAUUUCCGCCUGGGCGUUUCAGAUCCCAGCUAUGGGAUCCCUGAAUUCAUUUCAGUGGGGUAUGUGGACUCCCAUCCCAUCACCACAUACGACAGCGGCUCGCGGCGGAAGGAGCCGCGCGCGCCGUGGAUGGCGGAGCACCUGGAGCCGGAUCACUGGGAGCGGUACACGCAGCUGCUGCGGGGCUGGCAGCAGGCCUUCCGGGUGGAGCUGGAGCGGCUGCAGCGGCACUACAAUCACUCAGGGUUUCACACGUACCAGAGGAUGAUUGGCUGUGAGUUGCUGGAGGAUGGAAGCACCACGGGGUUCCUGCAGUAUGCAUACGACGGAGAGGAUUUCAUUAUCUUCGAUAAGGACACGCUGUCCUGGACAGCUAUAGGUAGUGUGGCUCACAUCAUCAAGAGGGCAUGGGAGGCCAACCUGCAUGAGCUGCAGUACCAGAAGAACUGGCUGGAAGAAGAAUGUAUUGCCUGGUUGAAGAGAUUCCUGGAGUAUGGGAAAGAUACCCUGCAAAGAACAGAGCCUCCAUUGGUCAGAGUAUAUCACAAAGAAACCUUGCCAGGGAUUACAACCCUUUUCUGCAGAGCUCAUGGCUUUUACCCCCCAGAAAUUUCCAUGAUCUGGAUGAAAAACGGAGAAGAAAUGAUCCAGGAAAUGGAUUUGGGAGACAUUCUUCCCAGUGGGGAUGGGACCUAUCAGACAUGGAUAUCCUUGGAGCUGGAUCCUCAGAGCAGUGACCUUUACUCCUGUCACGUGGAGCACUGUGACGUCCACAUGGUUUUUCAGGUCCCUCAGGAUUCGGGAACUAUCCUUCUGGUGGUAAAAGCUGUCUCUGGGUCCAUUGUCCUUGCCAUUGCCCUGGCUGGAGUUGGCUUCCUGGCUGGCAGAAGAAGGCCCCGAGAGAAAAAUGAAGUCAUCUACCUUCCUGCACCAGCUCAAUGAUUGAGGAUAGCUGUUCCAGUUGUCUUUCCCCUGGGAACCAUGGUCACCUCUGUCCCCUGUGGACUCAAGUCCGGUACACCCACAACAGGCAUGGAUAUUACAGGAUUGAGCUUUUACGCCGGAAGGAUGGGAGCCACAACGUUUUCUUUGUUCUUUGGCUCCAAAAAGACUGUCAGCUUUCAAGCUCUUUUGAUGGACUCAUUUAUCACAUUUGGAUCUAAAUAUAGCUUGUCACAUGACACAGCACUACCCUAUAUCCCAUCUGUCAACGAUGAUUUACAAGUAAAUUAGAGAAUCUCAGAGCUGGAAGGAACCUUCCAUGAGAGGGCCGGAUAUGUCUUCUCCAGCGCCUUUGACUUGAGCAUUCAGCCUCCACUUGAAUAGCAUCAGUGAAGGGCACCUCACUACGUCAUAAAGUGGCCUUUUUCUUCCCUCAUGAGAAUGUAUCAUGCAAGAGCUUUGAUCAUGGGUGCUAUGACUGUGACCCUAGAGACAACGUUGGACCACCCUGGAAAAGCAGCCAGUGAGUUUCUCUGAUGGGCUGUGAAUCGCCAGAUCGUUUUACGUAUUUCCCUGCCUGAGAGAAAGCCAGUGUCCAUUUUUAUGGCAUCUCUGCCUGGUAGCUUGGAAUCUUGGAACUAUGCCUGGUCGGAUCUGAGGAAGUGAUCUCAUUCUUUCUGUCUUCUGUGGGAGAGUAAGAGCAAUAAUUUUCAGACACAUGAUCACCUUCAGUGGAACUACAAAUACCUAGAUACAAGUGUACUAUUUUAAUAUAAAAGUGAUACUCCCUGGCUGGUUUGGCUCAAUGGUUAGAGCCAGGGCCCGCAGACCAAAGAGUCUCAGGUUCAA
Molecule: messenger RNA, 2292 nt
Organism: Molossus molossus (Pallas's mastiff bat)
Lineage: Eukaryota; Metazoa; Chordata; Mammalia; Chiroptera; Molossidae
Product: major histocompatibility complex class I-related gene protein
Exons: 7
Coding region: 631-1443 (270 amino acids)
Biological process (GO): immune response
Cellular component (GO): external side of plasma membrane
Source: RefSeq, a predicted model, not a curated record